Molecule: messenger RNA, 2430 nt
Organism: Motacilla alba alba
Lineage: Eukaryota; Metazoa; Chordata; Aves; Passeriformes; Motacillidae
Product: potassium-transporting ATPase alpha chain 1-like
Biological process (GO): intracellular sodium ion homeostasis; proton transmembrane transport; intracellular potassium ion homeostasis
Cellular component (GO): membrane
Molecular function (GO): ATP hydrolysis activity; P-type sodium:potassium-exchanging transporter activity; ATP binding
Source: RefSeq, a predicted model, not a curated record
AUGGACACAUCUGAGUCCUACCUGGACAUCCGAAUCUCACCCAAACCCUCACCUGCCUCACCUGCCUCACCUGUCCCUCACCCAGGUACGGCCACGGGUCUGGUGAUCGGCACAGGCGAGCGCACGGUGAUCGGGCGCAUCGCCAGCCUGGCCUCAGGUGUGGAGAACGAGCGCACGCCCAUCGCCGUGGAGAUCGAGCACUUCGUGGACAUCAUCGCCGGCCUGGCCGUCUUCUUCGGCGGCACCUUCUUCGUGGUGGCCAUGCUCAUCGGCUACCCCUUCCUGCGCGCCCUCGUCUUCUUCAUGGCCAUCGUGGUGGCCUACGUGCCCGAGGGGCUGCUGGCCACCGUCACGGUGUGCCUGUCGCUGACGGCCAAGCGGCUGGCGCGCCGCAGCUGCGUGGUGAAGAACCUGGAGGCCGUGGAGACGCUGGGCUCCACCUCGGUGAUCUGCUCCGACAAGACCGGCACGCUGACCCAGAACCGCAUGACCGUGGCGCACCUGUGGUUCGACGGGCAGGUGCACGCCGCCGACACCACCGAGGACCAGUCGGGUGAGGCCUUUGACCAGAGCUCGGCCUCGUGGGCGCUGCUCAGCCAGGUGAUCACGCUCUGCAACCGCGCCCAGUUCAAACCCGGCCAGGAGGGCGUGCCCGUGGCGCAGCGUGACGUCAUCGGGGACGCGUCGGAGUCGGCGCUGCUGAAAUUCGCGGAAGUGACGUCAGGGCCAGUGGCGGCCGCCAGGGGGCGCUACCCGAAGGUGGCGGAGCUGCCGUUCAACUCCACCAACAAAUUCCAGGUGUCGGUGCACGAGGCGGGCCCGCAGCAGCUCCUGGUGCUCAGGCAGCUCCUGGUGCUCAAGGGCGCCCCCGAGCGGGUGCUCGAGCGCUGCCGGGGGGCGCUGCGGGGGGGGGAGGAGCGGCCGCUGGACCCCGAGUGGAGGCGGAGCCUGGAGGGGGCGUGUCUGGAGCUGGGGGGGCGGGGCGAGCGCGUGCUCGGGUUCUGCGCCCGCUGGCUGCCCGCCGGCACUGUCCCCGCGGGGACGCCCCCCGAGGCGCUGGCCCAGGUGGCCUCCGGGCUCUGCUUCGCGGGGCUCGUGUCCCUCAUCGACCCCCCCCGCGCCACCGUGCCCCAGGCCGUGCGCAAGUGCCGCACCGCCGGCAUCCGGGUGAUCAUGGUGACAGGUGACCACCCGGUGACGGCCAAGGCCAUCGCGGCGCAGGUGGGCAUCAUCUCCGAGGGCAGCGAGACCCCCGAGGACGUGGCCGCGCGCCUGCGCCUGCCCCUCGAGCAGGUGCAGCCCAGCCAGGCGCGCGCCCGCGUGGUGACGGGCUCCGAGCUGGCCGCGCUGCCCCCGGGCGCUCUCGAGGAGCUGCUCCGCGCCCACCCCGAGAUGGUUUUCGCCCGGACGUCGCCACAGCAGAAGCUGGUCAUCGUGGAGAGCUGCCAGCGCCUGGGCGCCAUCGUGGCGGUGACAGGUGACGGCGUCAACGACUCACCUGCGCUGAAGAAGGCCGACAUCGGCGUGGCCAUGGGCAUCGCCGGCUCCGACGCCGCCAAGAACGCGGCCGACAUGAUCCUGCUGGACGACAACUUCGCCUCCAUCGUCACCGGCGUCGAGCAAGGCCGGCUGAUCUUCGACAACCUGAAGAAGUCGAUCGCCUACACGCUGACCAAGAACAUUCCGGAGCUGACGCCGUACCUGAUCUACAUCACGGCCAGCGUGCCCCUCCCCCUGGGCUGCAUCACCAUCCUCUUCAUCGAGCUCUGCACCGACAUCUUCCCGUCGGUGUCGCUGGCCUACGAGCGCGCCGAGAGCGACAUCAUGCACCUGCGGCCGCGCAACCCCCGGCGCGACCGGCUGGUCAACGAGCCCCUGGCGGCCUACUCCUACUUCCAGAUAGGUGCGAUCCAGUCCUUCGCGGGCUUCACCGACUACUUCGUGGCCAUGGCGCAGGAGGGCUGGUGGCCGCUGCUGGUGCUGGGGCUGCGCCCGCGCUGGGAGGACGCGCACGAGCAGGAGCUGCAGGACAGCUACGGCCAGCAGUGGACGUUCGGGCAGCGCAGGUACCAGCAGUACACCUGCUACACCGUGUUCUUCAUCAGCAUCGAGAUGUGCCAGAUCGCCGACGUGCUGAUCCGCAAGACGCGCCGCCUCUCCCUGUUCCAGCAGGGCCUCUUCAGGAACCGCACCCUGCUGGUGGCCAUCGUGUUCCAGGUGUGCAUCGGCUGCUUCCUCUGCUACUGCCCGGGGAUGCCCAACGUCUUCAACUUCAUGCCCAUCAGGUUCCAGUGGUGGUUGGUGCCGAUGCCCUUCGGGCUCCUCAUCCUCGUCUACGACGAGAUCCGGAAACUCGGAGUGCGGCGACACCCGGGCAGUUGGUGGGAUCGGGAGCUUUACUACUGAGGCACACCUGGGCACACCUGGGCA